UGAUGUUGCAGGAGUCACUGCUGAGACAUUUGUCCUGCUGAAACUGUUCCUUUGAUGAAUAGAUGUUCCUAAAAUGGCUGCUUCUGCUAAGCUGUCGGGUGAGACCUUGAUCGUAAGGCACAUCCCCCUGGCUCAUGGUCAGUCUGUGGGUUGCCAGCUUUACAGCUCGGCAACGAGACCCACAAGGCCUUGUUCUUUAAAACUGACCCACAGUAUUUCACUGCCUGAGAGAGAAGAACCCCCAAAGGAAGCACUGGACUGUGAUUUCCAAAGCUACAGUAGCAAGUCCAGUUCCAAUGAUGAGGCAGUUAGCACAGAUCAUGGUGCUGAAAAGACCAGACGAUACAAUUCCUCUCCAAACGUCCAAUUGAGCCCUUCUCAAAGAAAGUUGGAAUUCACAGGCUGCAGAAGCACCUCACGGUGGCAAAACCCUUUCCUCCCUGAUUUAGAGGUGCAUGAGGAUGAGGAGGAAGAUGAUGACUCAGAUGGUGACAACCUGCAUAAGUACCGUGAGGGCUCCUCCUUUCAGCUGCAUGGAAACUCAAAUGGGACCCAGGACGAAGCCUUGGGGUACACCACAGAGAUCUGGCUCCCAUGUAGCAACCGUAUGUUGCACCAAGAUAUGAAUCCCUUUGGGACCUGCCAAGAACACAAACAAAUUAGGAGCCUAUCAGACUCAGGUCUUCAACAUCGCAGGGACAGCAAAGGCACACCGAUAUUAAUGGACUGUGAGGAACAAGAGUGGGGGGAUGAAGAGGACUAUGAAGCAUACAUUCUUAAGGAAAGAGCUUAUGAAAAACAUGAGGGUUAUAACUAUAUUCAGUCUAAAACAUCAGAUUCUGAAUCUUCUCAAAAACAGGUAGAGUAUGUAAGUGAUUCUUCUUGCAACAGCUCUGAUGGGGUGCUAGUUAACUUCAGUGCCAUUUACAACAAAGCCAACAAUGCAGUGCCUGCUACACCACAUGGUCUGGACAGUCCUGCCAAAGAUUCCCAUGGAUCUGGAUCUAUGUCCCAGGAUGAUGACUUUAAGCCUGUUCCCUGCUGGUCGCCUUGUCGAGUUGAUCCAAAUUGUAACAUCUACCUGUUGGACUCUGAUGGUCUGGCAUCUGUUGAGAUUUCUGAUCUCACUGUUUGCCUACAAAGUCAAGCCCGGCUAAUGGCUUCUACCCAGAAUUAUUACAAACUGGUGACUUGUGACCUUUCAUCGCAAUCCUCCCUGAGUCCAGCAUGGUCAUCAGUGACCAGUUGCUCUGAGGCUCACAGCCAGGGAAGCUUGACCCCUCCAACCGAAUACUUCCUCUUCAGACAGCCACAAGAAGAGGAAGGGGAUGUUCUCAAAGUUGACCAAAGUGACCUCCAGGCUGAUGAAGAUAUUGAACUGAAAAGAAGCAAAAGAACCAUCAGGGACUCCUCAAAGGGAACAAGAGAACGAAAGGCACACAGCACAGCACACCCCAAGUCUAGAGAUCCAGAACCCAGUAACCAUGAAUACAGAAGUGCUCAGAGCUGGGAUGGGAGACGGGGGUACAGUUGCUCACCAAAACUGGAAGCGCUGCCACGUGUGCCAAGCUGUCCAAGCCAGAUAAACUCAGACCUGUCCUCACGUGUGCCGAAGCAACAUAUCACCUCAUUUGCAGAGCUUGCCCGCUGCAAGAAGGGUGGUGGGGAUUCAUCAUCAAUGGACAACAGCAUGGAAGCUCCUACCUGCUCCAAGUUCACCCUGAACACUUCCCCCAUUCAGAAGAAAACUCCACUAGGGCAAAAUAUAACUUUAAUCACAAACCAGAGCACCAAGAUACCUGAUAGCUCUGAAAUCUGUGAGACUCCAUCUAAAUUAGAAGGAGCUUGUGCCUCGUCCCCAGAAGUGGUGCGCUACACUAAAGCUCAGAGGCCCACUUUUCUUCCCAUCCAGCCCUUUGUCCUUCAACCACCAUCAGAAAAGCAGCACAGUAAAGGCCUGGGCUCCCUGCUAAACCAGUACAUUAGCCACAGACACUGCAAGCCGAGCACAUCCAAAAGCAUAGGAAAAUGCAAAGGGCUGACCAACUACUUAAGACCCUCACCUCUGGGCAGCUACUCCUCAAUGCACCUAGAGGCAGAGACUAGCUCUGACACUUGUUCCACCUGUACCCCAAGCCCAGUUCAGCAUCACAGUCGGACUCACUGGGCUCAACCCAGCCCACUGCUGGUCCAGAACCAUCCAGAACCAGACAAGAAGCGAAGUAGUCCAAAGACAUUAGACCCCAAACUGCCUGUAAAGAGCCCAAGAGCAGAUCAAACGCAUCCAACAGCGAAACAAUCCGGGACUGGUCUGCGAGAGACCGCUCUCAAACCUUUUCUCACCAUGGAACCUUUACAGAACCCCUGUCCUGAGCUGGUGUCUUCACCGUCUCCUGUCUUGAGAGAGGAACUUAUAGCCCCAAAGCCAGGAACCCAAGAACAGUCUGUCCACGCUAAUCACAGUUGCUCUCCAGCCAUAACCUCAGUGACCUCUCUGACCUCUGACACCUCCCUCAAACCUUCACAAAGAUUCUGGGGCCCAUCAGAGGUUCCUCACACUGAUGAGAAACUCAGCACCACUUCUGCACUCUUUGGAUCAAGAAAGCUAGCUGGUUUCUUGGUCAAAGAGCCACACCAGCGUAAUAACUCAGUUUAUCUGACUGACAGACCACCUGAGGAGUUCUGUCUGUCACCAGAUGCCUCCAGUGAAUUCCUGUCUGUCGAUCUAAAGAGAGGCAUGCUGAAAAGCGUCAGCUUAGCGGUGGAUUUGAUCACAGCCCAUUUCGGCUCCGGCAGAGACUCGGAGGAGAAGAUCAGACUGGGAAAAAGCUCACUGUGUCCCAGCAUCAGCCAGCUGGUCCUGAGUCAACUUUGCCCUGCUAUCCGGAACGUUCUGCAGGAUGGGCUGAAAGCCUUCAAGCUGGACUUGAUUGUUGGACAGCGCCGAAAUAAGCCAUGGAGUGUGGUGGAGGCUUCAAUACGGCCAGGCCCAUCUACUCGCAUUCUGCAUAGCCUGGUCUCAGUCGUUAGGAAGUGCUCACAGUUGACCAACCACAGUAUGAGGGUUAAUGCUUUCCUCCUGGGUCUACUGAACUUGCGUGCUUUGGAAUCUUGGUUGGGUCACUUGCACGCCUGUACAGAUGUGGUGGCAGAGUACUACCACGACUGGGCAUUCCUGGCUCUGUCUCAGGGCCCAGCAUAUAAGUCAUUAUUCCAGGAGCUUCUCCUCCUUCUUCAGCCACUGAACCAGUUGCCCUUUGACCUCCACCUCCUUUCUGAGCCGAAGCUGCAGAGGAGACUUGCUGAGAAGUCCUCAAGACCUCUUCCCCUGUCAGACUGCCCAAUCCUUCAUAAACCCUCCAACCAGAAGAAUAAUGGACAUCCAGAGAGGCCUAAACUGAAGGAGGAAGGAGAACUGCACCCUCUGACUCAGAAUCAAAGCUGUACAUCUUGUGGAACCCACAUUGCUGAGAACCUUAAAGGCUGUGCAGUUAAGUUCUGCAAACAGCCCAAGCCUUUCUCUCCAGAGGAGAGGGAUGAACAGAAGUCUCUUGUUUCUUCAGAAAGGGACAGUGCUGGAUGGUGGCUCGGUCAGACACCUGUCACUGAGGGCGUGAUGUUAGGGGUUUGCUCUAACGGUGCUCCACAUGAACGACACGAAAAGAUAUUGGAAGAAAAUAGUGAAAGAGCGACGGAGGUGUUAUUGCAAACAUCUCAACAGGAGAAUCCCCAAAAAGAGCUGCGCUGGGCUUGCUUAUUCGGCUCUGGGAUUGGCACGUCUGCAGGGGCUGUAAGGGCACAACAAAACAACAACCAAACCCAGAGAACCAGGCUACCUUCCCAAUGGCUUAAGCUUGGAGCAUCAAAGGUGGAUCUGCUGGCACAGUCAGUUUGGGGUAGGGAUGCGAGCAGAACCGUGCGUGGACCACAACCCAAACAGAGGCAGUGA
Molecule: messenger RNA, 3949 nt
Organism: Colossoma macropomum (tambaqui)
Lineage: Eukaryota; Metazoa; Chordata; Actinopteri; Characiformes; Serrasalmidae
Product: iporin
Exons: 11
Coding region: 74-3949 (1291 amino acids)
Cellular component (GO): cytoplasmic vesicle
Source: RefSeq, a predicted model, not a curated record